Messenger RNA from Polyodon spathula (Mississippi paddlefish), 992 nucleotides. Its product is annotated as succinate dehydrogenase [ubiquinone] cytochrome b small subunit B, mitochondrial-like. Lineage: Eukaryota; Metazoa; Chordata; Actinopteri; Acipenseriformes; Polyodontidae. Gene Ontology annotation, cellular component: membrane; mitochondrial envelope. Gene Ontology annotation, biological process: mitochondrial electron transport, succinate to ubiquinone; tricarboxylic acid cycle. The record is from RefSeq and is a predicted model, not a curated record. The coding region runs from base 61 to 534 and encodes 157 amino acids. Gene Ontology annotation, molecular function: ubiquinone binding; heme binding. The transcript has 4 exons.
GUUUCUCGGAAGUGUUUCCGGGGAGGCCCGUCACCUUGGGCUCGUUUGAGUGCUGGAAGCAUGGCUGCGGUGUGGAGGAUGAGCGCUCUGUGCAACCGGGGCGCACGGCCUCUGUUCUUCAGUAAAUCUCUCCUGGCUCGGCCCCUGAUGUCCUCUAGAAAGACCAGGGAUGCCCCAGUUCUGCUCUCCGCAGAGAUCCACACGUCCCCCACACAGUUUGCUGCCGGCUCGAAGGCUGCAUCGUUGCACUGGACUGGUGAGCGAGCGCUGAGUGUGGCGUUGCUGGGAAUGAUCCCGCUAGCCUACAUGUACCCAGGCCCUGCUAUGGACUACUCCCUGGCUGCUGCACUUACUCUGCACAGCCACUGGGGUCUUGGCCAGGUGCUGACGGACUAUGUCCACGGAGACGCAGCAAUCAAAGCAUCCAAGGCAGGGCUCUUCGCUCUCUCUGCUGUCACCUUCGCAGGCCUCUGCUACUUCAACUACCACGAUGUGGGCAUCUGCAAGGCUGUGGCCAUGCUCUGGAGCCUCUGAGUUAUCAAUCCAGUUCAUUGUAAACCAGUUAUUUUUUAUGAUUUAAGAGAGACUGCUAAAUUCACCUAGGAAAUUGCAUUGGGUUGCUUAUUUCCAAGGGCUGCCUUGGAUGAGUCAAUCAGCCGUCUGAGGCAGAAGUCACAAGUGUGAUUUCUAAUGCACCUCCUGUAUCUUUUCACAGUGGCUCAGGGCAGCUGCUCGGUUAUACACAGAGCCUGUGAAUUACCUAAUGCAGCUGAAUUUCAACACCUCAUUCUGUAAUCACUAUAUAGUCCAUAGUAAUCAGUAUCCAUAGUAAUCAGUAUACAAAUAUAGAUCAAUGUUUAUAUAUAUAUAGACAGUCUGCACAGUAAUAGCACUGUGUGUAAGAGAGAUUGAUUGAUAUGGUAUCAAUAAUUCAUGUAUUAUAAUGGUUUACAGAAAGUGUAACAGACUUGUUCAUUAAAGUAUUGAGACUA